AUGGCCACGGUGCUGAGGGGGUGCUGGGUGCAGGGUACCCAGCUUGGGGAGCCCCCAAAAGGGCUGUGUGUCCUGGUAACACCCCCUGAUGAGGAUUAUUACCAGGUGCUGGGGGUGCCCCGCACCGCCACGCAGAAGGAGAUCAAGAAGGCCUAUUACCAGUUGGCAAAGAAAUACCACCCUGACACAAACAAGGACGACCCCAAAGCGAAGGAGAAGUUCUCUCAGCUGGCAGAAGCCUAUGAGGUGCUGAGUGACGAGGUGAAGAGGAAGCAGUACGAUGCCUACGGCACCGCGAGCUUCGAGGCCGGCGCCGCCGGGGCCGGGGCCGGUGCGGGGCGGCGGUACUGGAGCAGCGGCCCCUCCAUCGACCCCGAGGAGCUCUUCAGGAAGAUCUUCGGGGAGUUCUCAGGAUCCCCUUUCGGCGAUUUUCAGACUGUUUUUGACCAGCCACAGGAGUACAUCAUGGAUUUGACAUUCACCCAAGCUGCAAAAGGUGUCAACAAGGAGAUUGUGGUGAACAUCCAGGACUCCUGUGUGCGCUGUGAUGGCAAAGGACACGAACCUGGCACCAAAGCUCAGCGCUGUCACUACUGCAAUGGCACGGGCAUGGAGACGAUGAACACGGGCCCGUUCGUGAUGCGCUCCACGUGCCGGCGCUGCGGCGGCCGCGGCUCCGUCAUCACCACGCCCUGCGUCGUGUGCCGGGGCACGGGGCAGACCAAGCAGAAGAAGACAGUGAUGGUUCCUGUGCCAGCUGGUGUUGAGGACGGGCAGACAGUUCGGAUGCCUGUGGGGAAGAAAGAAAUUUUCAUUACGUUCAGGGUUCAGAAGAGCUCUGUGUUCCGACGAAACGGAGCCGAUAUCCACUCGGAUCUCCCCAUCUCCAUAGCCCAGGCUGUGCUGGGAGGCACUGCCCGCUGUCAGGGCUUGUAUGAGACAAUCAACAUCACGAUACCCCCUGGUAUCCAGCCAGACCAGAGAAUUCGAAUGAGUGGGAAAGGCAUUCCCAAGAUCAACAGCUAUGGCUACGGAGACCACUACAUCCACAUAAAGAUAAAAGUUCCUCAGAGGCUGACGGAUCGCCAGCGAGCCUUAAUGAUGAGCUACGCCGAGGACGAGACCGACGUGGAGGGCACCGUGAACGGGGUCACCAACACAGCCUCAGGAAAGCGUUCUACUGGGAACUAGGAGCCAGCAGCAGCAGGUCAUCCGUGCAGUUGGGGGUGAAUCUUUGUGGCAGCCAGGCUCUGGAGAACACAGAAUGUCAGUCAGCAGCACAGCAAGAAUCCCAGCUGGAGAGGCCAUGGACCACCGAGGCACCAACACAAACCCCACCCACUGUCCCAAUAAAUGGCAGUGAAGGAAAAAAACAGCUUAGCAGAAGUGUGGCUCUCUGGAGGCUGCUCCACAACCCUACUGCUGCUGGAAGCUUAUUUGGUAAAAGCUAAAGUUGAAGUAUUAUUUAGAAUCCAAACCAGAGGAAAUGUGAAAUAAAUAGUCCAGCACAGAGCAGCAGUUUGCUGUAUGGAGGCCAAACCCACCAGCUGCUCACUCAGGUGCCCUUUGGAAUGCCAGGUGUGCUUGGUGAACUCUCCAGGAGACUUGGUGGAUCAGGAAGGUCUAACCUUGUCUUCAUGACAGCCCUGCUGCCCUGCACAGCUCCAAGUGGAAUCUCCCUGAGGCUGGGUGUUGUCUGAGCCCAGCUGGCCUGGCUCCCUCACAGCCCUGGGCUUUCUCUAUCCUGCUGAUUGCCUGCACAGAGCAGUGAUGGAAUCUGCACUUUGCCUCAAGUUAUCCCCCAAAUAACAAAGUUACCACACAACUGCUGUUGCUUCUGGACUGGUACAAGUCGAUCACUGAGCCCUUGGCCAGUUGGGGACAAAAAUCUUUUAUUACUUUAGUGCAACACCCGUAGCGUAAAGGAUUGGUCAAAGCAUCGUUGUUUUACUUGUGUGAGAGUGCAAGUGAGGUGGAUCACUCCUUCCACAUGGAGCUGAGCUCUUGCAGUGAGUAUUCCAUGGUUACUGUAGCCUGCUGUGUUUGUGAUACUGUGCAGGUACCAUCAGCCCACAUACUAAUCAGUUCAACACCAGUUCAGCAGGGACAUGCUGUAGUCUUGCCCUUCUUAAUUUGCUGAAAUAAAGCACGCGUUGCCUCCUGAUUAAACUUCUGUAAAGUGAUUCUGUACCCAUGUAAAUAAGAUGGACUUCAUAAAGAUAUUUAACACAU
Messenger RNA from Zonotrichia albicollis (white-throated sparrow), 2232 nucleotides. The record is from RefSeq and is a predicted model, not a curated record. NCBI's taxonomy places the organism in Eukaryota, Metazoa, Chordata, Aves, Passeriformes, Passerellidae.